Messenger RNA from Elgaria multicarinata webbii, 6929 nucleotides. It is a transcript of the gene PCNX2, whose product is annotated as pecanex 2. The transcript is spliced from 34 exons. Gene Ontology annotation, cellular component: membrane. The record is from RefSeq and is a predicted model, not a curated record. The coding region runs from base 1 to 6381 and encodes 2126 amino acids. Lineage: Eukaryota; Metazoa; Chordata; Lepidosauria; Squamata; Anguidae.
AUGGUGUCUCAAGCCGUGCAGCUGCUCCGGCAGGGAGUGUGGGCGGCACUGACUGGAGGCUGGUAUCACGACCCGGAGCAAAGCAAAUUUACCAACAGCUGCCAUCUCUAUCUGUGGCUUUUCUUGCUGCUGCUGCCUAUGGCGCUGCACCUGGCAUUCCCUCCAAAUACCGUCACAGCUUUCAUCUACUGUAUUUCUGUGACUUUGUUUUUCACGAUCAUCAAGGUGGUCAGCUAUCGCCUUCAUGUUAUGUUUGAUAAAGGAGAAGUGAUUCAACAAAAAGUCUCUUGGAGGGAGGGAAAGCAAAAUAAAGAAGCUAAAAGAGAUAAUGCAAUUCGGCAUAUAAAUCUUAGCAAUAAUAUAGGGGACAGUGGUGCAGUUGAAGAGAUGAAGCGUAAUGGUUCAACACCAACCAUACAUAGCAGUGUAAAAGUGCAGGCUAUACUCUCUCAUCACUCUUCAGGAGUACUGGAGCUGCCAGCACAAGAAACUAUUGAAGAUCUGAAAGGUGUAAUGGUUUUGGAAGACCAGCCUGUCCCACCAGUUUCAUCUACCUCACCCUGUGUCAAAGCAGAUAUUCUAUCUGCUUCGAUGGCACGAAUGUCAAGUUCAACCACAUCAGCAAUAGUGGCCAAGCCAACUAUGGAGACAUUUAUCAGUAACACAAGUAGUGAAAAAGAAGAAAAGGUACAGCCUUCUGGCCACAACGGAGUGGAGGAUAUUACUUUUGAUAAAGGUGUUGUUAAAAAAUUGCCAAAUCUCUCUUUGUCUCAAUAUGACAUUUUAAAAACUGGCAUUUCCUUUGAACCUUGGGGCAGUGAUAAUUCAGUCAUAAUUUCAGAGCAUUUAAGCAAUCCAAAAUGUUUCAGGAGAGAGAAAUUACCAGAUGCACCAGCUCAAGAGAGCAUUAUUACUAGCUGCCCACAGUGCAAUACCAUGGCAGCCAAGGGAACUGAUGGACCUGUGGAAAGUUCUUAUGUUGAUGACAUGAAGGGACACCUUGAUGAUUCAGAAAGUGAGGUAGCUGUUGCGCUUGUUGACAAUUCCCUCCCUGGAGACCCACUUUCAUUACAUGAACCCAUUAAAAUAGUUAUCACUAUGAGUAGUAUCCAGAAUUCAACAAUUGAUUUAGAAGGCUCAUGCCAUUUGAAAAUGUUGGGCACUGAAAAAUCCAGCUCAGAUCCAGAGUCCGGUGUUGCUACAGCAGAUCAAAACAGUAAACAAAACAAUGAACAGAUGAGAAUCCCUGUCAUUACUUUUGAACUAUCCGAUGACAGUGGAGGCCAUGCUUAUCAAGAAAUAAGUGAAAGCUUAAGAACACCAGAGAAUUUAAAUGUAGAUGCAUCUUCCAACCAGUGUUCUGGCUAUGAAUCUGGUGAACAAGACAAUAUUGCAAAAGAAUAUGGUGACAAUCCAACAAAUAAUUGCGAAGAAGCAGGAAAUUGUCCAGAAAACGUUUCUGAGAAUGUAGAAGUCACAACUUUAAAUUCAAAAGAAGGACAACAGAAUUUGGGUGUGCCCUCGUAUAAAACUGCUUAUGAAAAGAGACAUGCUCGUGUGCUCAGUGUCGACAGCGGGACAGAUGUUUUUUUAAGUAAGAAUUCUUCAGAGGCAGUCAGUGAUAAAGAAAAACUUUUGCCGACCUCUAAAUCUGAUCUAGAAGCUAAAGAAGGACAGAUACCCAAUGAAUCUAAUUUCUUGGAAUUUGUCUCACUGCUGGAAUCCAUCAAUACUUCAAAGGCAACAGCAUCAGACUGGAAACCAGAGACUGCAAAAGAUAAGGGUCUCAGCGGAGAUGUCUGUAUAGCAGAGAAAAAAGAAGGAACCCUGGAAGCAGAAAAAAAUUCUGCCGAAAAAGAAAAACAUUGUUCUUCUAAGCAGGAUAGAUCAGAGAUGCAAAGUCAAGAUUCGGCUAGUAUUAAUUCAAUGAUCCCAGAACCGAUGAAAUUCACUGCACAUUACCAGGGCACCAGACAAAGGCAGAUCAUUUACCGGGUAACUUCACAGCAAGAUAGUUCUGUCUUGCAAGUCAUAAGUGGGCCUGAGGCUUCUAUGCAAGAAGAUAUGUCUGUGGAUGCAAUGCAUGUCUUCAUAGAUGAAAAUGGAGACAUUAGAUCCUGUUACUUAAAGACUGGCAGCCAAAAAGAAGGAAAUAUGCAAAAUACAGCACCUAACUACGACUGUAUUUCUAAUGCUCAUGAAACUCACGUCAGUUCUUCUAGUACAACUACCUCAGAGAGCCAAGAUCUAUCUUCUGGAGAUCAUGGGCCCAGCGCAUUGCAACAGCAGCUCUUACUGAUGGUUGCACGGAGAACUCUUGCUGAAACCCAACGGCAUUUUAGUGAAGACCUUGAGGAUUCUUCAUGUUCAUCAGCACAGAGAAAAAUUAAUAGGCAAUUUUACAAAUUUGUUGUAUUCCCUGGCAAAUGGAUAAAAAUCUGGUAUGAUCGACUUACCUUGCUGGCACUGCUAGAUAGGACAGAAGAUAUCAAGGAGAAUGUUUUGGCAAUUCUACUAGUAAUCCUUGUUUCUUUUCUUGGAUUUCUAAUUAUGAACCAAGGUUUUUGUAAAGAUAUUUGGGUCCUCCUGUUCUGUCUUAUCAUGGCAAGCUGUCAAUACUCCCUUCUUAAGAGUGUCCAGCCAGACCCUGCCUCACCUAUACAUGGCCACAAUCAGAUGAUAACAUAUAGCAGGCCUGUAUAUUUUUGUAUAUUGUGUGGCCUUAUUUUAUUGCUAGAUGUAGGAUCUAAAAAUAGAAGUCCCUCUGUUUACACAGUAUAUGGCUUGAAGAUCUUCUCACCUGGAUCAUUUCGGGCAGCCAGAGAUCAUGUAAUAGGAUUUUUAUAUUGCUUUCCUGCAAUUUCUCUUCUUGGUCUUUUCCCACAAAUCAACACUUUCUGCAUAUAUCUCUUGGAACAAAUAGAUAUGCUGGUCUUUGGUGGUUCUGCUGCUGCUGGGAUGAUAUCUUCACUAUACAGUGUUUCUCGAAGCUUUGUAGUUGUGAUUGUCCUGUAUGCAAUCUGCUUCAAUGCAGUAAAGGAGCCAUGGGAUGCUCAACACAUUCCUGCAUUAUUCUCUGCUUUCUGUGGCCUUUUAGUUGCACUUUCUUAUCAUCUGAGUAGGCAAAGCAGCGAUCCGUCUGUUUUAAUGUCUCUUAUCCAGUGUAAAUAUUUUCCUCACCUUCUGCAUCAACAUUUUGAUGAUUCACAAGCUGAUCCACUUCCUGAGAAGAUGAAAGAAUCAGUGAGGGAAACUUUGAAGUCAGAUCUCAUUGUGUGCUCUGUGGCUGCUGUGCUAUCAUUUGCAGUCAGUGCCAGUACUGUUUUCUUGUCAUUAGGGCCAUUUCUCAGCUUUGUGCUUUUUGGUUUAGCGUGGAUGGUGGGAUUUGUAACACACUACAUACUUCCGCAGCUUCGCAAACAUCACCCAUGGAUGUGGAUUGCCCACCCUAUCCUUAAAAAUAAAGAAUAUCAGCAGAGAGAAGUAAGAGAUGCUGCCCAUUUAAUGUGGUUUGAAAGAAUCUAUGUGUGGCUUCAGUGUUUUGAAAAGUACGUCUUGUAUCCUGCAAUAAUACUGAAUGCCCUUACCAAUGAUGCUUUUUCAAUCAGCAAAGAUAAGAGAUUAACUCCACACUGUGAAAUCUUUCUGAUUACGAUUGCAGGAAUGAAGCUGUUGCGCUCUUCAUUUUGUAAUCCCAUUCACCAGUUUGUUACAUUAAGCUUUACUGUAAUCUUCUUCAAGUUUGACUACAAAGAUUUCUCCGAGAACUUGUUGUUGAAUUUCUUCAUGAUGUCAAUUGUAUUUAAUAAGCUAUGGGACCUGCUGCAAAAAUUACAGUUCAUAAUGACAUAUAUUGCACCUUGGCAAAUUGCUUGGGGCUCUUCAUUCCAUGUGUUUGCUCAGCUUUUUGCUAUACCUCAUUCUGCGAUGCUCUUCUUUCAAACUCUGGCCACUGCAAUUUUUUCUACUCCAUUGAGUCCGUUUCUUGGGAGUGUCAUUUUUCUCACAUCGUAUGCCAGACCAGUCAAGUUCUGGGAAAGGAAUUACAACACAAAACGAGUGGACCAUUCUAAUACAAGACUGGCGCUUCAGAUCGAAAAGGAUGCAGGAAAUGAUGAUAACCUCAACUCCAUCUUUUAUGAGCAUCUGACAAGAUCUCUGCAGGAGUCUCUUUGUGGAGAUUUGAUUCUUGGACGCUGGGGAAACUACAGCUCCGGGGACUGCUUUAUUUUGGCAUCAGAUUAUUUGAAUGCAUUUGUUCACUUGAUUGAAAUUGGAAAUGGUCUCGUGACUUUCCAACUCAGGGGGCUAGAAUUUCGAGGGACAUAUUGCCAGCAAAGAGAAGUGGAGGCUAUAACAGAAGGAGAUGAGGACGAUAACGGCUGCUGCUGCUGCAAGCCCGGCCACUUGCCUCACUUGCUCUCAUGCAACGCAGCUUUUAACCUUCGAUGGCUGACCUGGGAAAUAACACGGACUCAGUACAUCCUAGAAGGAUACAGCAUUAUUGACAACAAUGCUGCAACAAUGCUCCAAGUGUUUGAUCUGAGGAGGAUACUCAUCAGAUAUUACAUAAAGAGCAUUAUAUACUUUACUGUGAGUUCCCCCAAAAUCCUACACUGGCUAAGAGAUGAUUCAUUCCAAAAGACACUGCAGCCUUUCUCCAAGUGGCAUUAUAUAGAGCGUGACCUUGCAAUGUUCAAUAUUAACAUUGAUGAUGACUAUGUCCCCUGCCUUCAAGGAAUCACCAGAGCAAGCUUUUGCAGUGUUUACUUGGACUGGAUUCAGUUCUGUGCUGUGAAAAGAACUGAGCCUAUCGAGUGUGAUGAAGAUUCUCCUUUAGUAACUCUUUCCUUUGCCUUGUGCAUUCUGGGUAGAAGAGCACUGGGAACAGCAUCACACAAUAUGGCCAUCAGUUUAGAUUCCUUCCUCCAUGGACUUCAUGCUUUGUUCAAAGGAGAUUUUCGAAUCACAGCAAGAGAUGAAUGGGUGUUUGCAGAUAUGGACCUAUUACACAAGGUCGUUGCUCCUGCAAUCAGAAUGUCACUGAAACUUCAUCAGGACCAGUUUACCUGUCCAGAUGAAUAUGAGGAACCUGCAAUUCUUUAUGAGGCAAUUCAAUCGUUUGAAGAAAAAGUUGUGAUUUGCCAUGAAGGAGACCCUGCCUGGCGUAACGCCGUCCUCUCCAACAAGGAGGAACUGCUCACUCUGAGGCAUGUGGUGGAAGAAGGAACAGACGAAUACAAAAUUAUUAUGCUCCACAAAAGCUUCUUGAGCUUCAAAGUUAUUAAGGUUAACAAGGAGUGUGUCAGAGGGCUCUGGGCUGGACAGCAACAAGAACUGAUAUUUUUACGCAAUCGCAACCCAGAGAGAGGCAGCAUCCAGAACAACAAACAGGUUUUGAGGAACCUAAUUAAUUCCUCGUGUGACCAGCCUCUGGGAUACCCCAUGUAUGUCUCCCCUUUGACCACAUCAUACAUAGGGACCCACAGGCAGCUAAAGAAUGUUUGGGGUGGACCAAUAAGCCUGGACAACAUCAAAACGUGGUUCAGAAACAAGUGGCUUAGGAUGCGGAAGGACUGUCAUCCAAGUCAUAACACUGGAGGGAACCUUGAGGAAGGAGCGAGUAGAAAUGGGUCUUCUUCCAGCUGCAACCCACCUAAUAAUUCAAGCCAGAGCAACAGCUCCCAACACACAAGGAACAGCACGCCCCACUUGCAGCCUUCUUUACCAGCUACUCAAUUCCCAGGCAGAAGAAAAUUCAGGAGCCAGUCUGUUCAGACACAUGCUGCCUUAAGUCAGAGGCCCCCUCGUUCAAGUCAUUCUGGUCCAAUCUUAGAAAGCCACCCCCCCUUCAUCCAGACUUCGACUUCUGCUCAUGAAAUUGCCCAAGGGCUUUCUGGCGGCCGGCUCUCCUUCCACAAUUCAGCAACCUCUGUGUUCUCCCACACUCCUGCCAUCCCUGCUCUGGGCCAGCUUACUGUCCAGGAGAGAGCUGGUGUGAUGCUGCGGUCUAGUCUGGCGUCUUCCACCAGUUCUACACUCAGUCUUUUGUUUGGCAAGAGGAGUUUUUCAAGUGCUUUGGUAAUUUCUGGGCUCUCAGCUGCUGAUGGAGGAAACACCACAGACACCCAGUCAUCCAGCAGCGUUAACAUUGCAAUGGGCCCAUCUGCUCGAGCAGCAAGCCGUACCAUGCAGGAGACCACGCGGCAAUUAUCUGAGGAUUAUGAAGCAACUGAUGCUACGGAAUCCAGACAACGAAGGGAUCUAGGAACUACUCAUGCUCUUCUGAUGAGCCACAUGCUGGAAUGUAGAAGAGCCAGCCAAGAGGACAUGGCAUUGGAAGACACAGCUUCUCAACACAGUCUUUCAGAAGAGCAAUAAAGAAUCAGUUUGCACAAGGGGUAAUGCUCUGUACAACUGAAAUAAAAAAAUAUGACAAGGUUAGUCCUUUCCAGUAUAACAAACAAAAACAAGAAACUUUAAAAGGAUUUUUAACUCUUUAGUUUAAAAAGUCUUUACUGAAAAGCAUUACAGUGAGGAAACAUAAUUGGCAUUUGGUGUUGCGCAAAAACAUAGUGCAACUUUAGCUCAGGUUCUUGAAAAUUCAAAUAUGAAAAUAAAAACUGUCUUGACAUUCCUUCCCCUGAAGACGCACUCAUAGGAUGGAAUUUGGGAAGCAUUUAAGGGUGGGGAGGGAGAGACAGAGAGAGAAUACUUGGAACGGAGAUUGAAAGCAGCAGAAAAACUGAAUGCAGUUCAGUGAAAAAGCACACCGACAUCUGUCUCUUGUCAUAACCAAAUAGAUGAUUGCAUGCUAAAUAACUGGCAUUUUAUACAUAAUGCAUCAGAAAGGAUUGUUUUUAAUUGAAGCAAUGAAUAUGUAAUAGGAGACGAAAGUGCGUACUCUAAGAUUAGUAUGCCGAAUCUUU